AGAAGGGAAAUCUUAACCUUGCUCUUUCAGCCAUCCAGUUUAGGAUGUGUUCACACAGCAGUGACAUUACCACAGCUGAAGGGACAGCAAACAGCAGGGCCAGGUGGGGCAGCAGGAAUAUCACAUUUCACAGCAAGAGCUGCACAUCUAUCACAGAUUUACCACCACAGGGUGCAUUGCUGAGCCACCUCCUCCACCAUCACACUCAGGAAUGAAGCCUCCCAAAUUCCUCGGAAGCCAAAGCUGGAAAAAAAAUCACACCCAGGUUUCAGCUGGACAAAAUAUUCACACGAGCUCAGAUGAAAAACAAAUCACUCCCAGCCCGCACCGUUCUCUUUGCAGCUCCUCAGGAGUCUUCCCUUGCAGGUUGCCUCCCUCCCACUCAUCACUUCCCAGGACUUUGCUGGCUGCAGGUGAAGGGCAGAGGAUCCCUCUGAGCCUCUUUUCCCAGCUGGCAACCUACCAGUCCAAAAUGCCAGCUUCCAGGGAGAGGGGAAUCAGGGCAGCCGAUAACCAGUGAAUGUGAAGCAAGUCAACAUUGUUUGGAGCCACAGCACUGGGUCAGAACGACACAAAGGGUUGCUCAGCAGCAAAUGUUACUUCUGAGACUGGAAUAUAAUUAACUCCUGCCUGUUCUUUCCCUCCCAACGGAUGCCACCCAGCAUGCCAGCAGCACACGGAGGCUUCUGCACAAUCUCACACUCAGCCCUGCAGUCUUCCAGCAGAGCCAAAGUAAUGAGGAUUCUUAUGUGCAUUUUCAUCUUCAUCUCCCUGGCCCAGCACGGAGAUGCUCAUGGACCAGAGGGCUGUAACCACGAAGGGGGCUUGUGCAGAGUUGGAAACUGCAUUUCUGGUGAAUACCUGGCUCAGUUCUGCUUUGAGCCCAUCAUUCUCUGCUGCAAAACUUUGCCACCCCCCACCACCAAGAGCUGAAGGUUUCCAAAGGAGCCAGAGAGCUGCAGGCUCCACUGACAAGGCAGGAGCAGCUGUUGGGAAGGAGAUCUUGUGGUUGCUGUGACUGUUGCUCCCCUGGGAGAACAUGGCUUUGGAUUCACUCGUGAACUCCUGAACACUUCGCUUUUGCUGUGGCUUCCAAGGAAACACCGUGACAAGAAGAAAUUGGGGCCACCCGAACUGUUUAUCACCCCUUUGGGACUGUGGUUGUUACCUGUCACAGUCAGAUGAGAAAUUGCCUUUCUCCUUACCUGAAAAUAAUAAACUUGAAGUUUAAGAGA
This is a messenger RNA of Pseudopipra pipra, 1235 nucleotides long. Its product is annotated as gallinacin-12-like. The transcript is spliced from 2 exons. The coding region runs from base 652 to 933 and encodes 93 amino acids. The record is from RefSeq and is a predicted model, not a curated record. NCBI's taxonomy places the organism in Eukaryota, Metazoa, Chordata, Aves, Passeriformes, Pipridae.